Molecule: messenger RNA, 2017 nt
Organism: Pelobates fuscus (common spadefoot toad)
Lineage: Eukaryota; Metazoa; Chordata; Amphibia; Anura; Pelobatidae
Gene: CERCAM
Product: cerebral endothelial cell adhesion molecule
Exons: 12
Coding region: 109-1884 (591 amino acids)
Source: RefSeq, a predicted model, not a curated record
CUGCCCAGGGUACCCCUGACUCUCCACCCACAGCCCUCCCCCUCCUGGUCUCUCUCCUCUCCCCUCUCCCCCUCCUCUGAUCUGACACGUCCCUCCCGGUGUUGCUGGAUGGACCCCGCUGUUAUCCUGCUCCUCCUGCCGGGCCUGGCGCUGGUUGCCGGGCAGGCACUGCUCACCGAACCCGCUCAGGAUAGGCCGCCCUCCCUGGUCAUCGCCAUUAUCGCCCGCAACGCGGCCUAUUCUCUGCCCUACAGCCUGGGGGCGCUGGAGAGGUUCCAGUACCCCAAGGACAGGGUCUCAGUCUGGAGUGCUACAGAUCACAAUGAGGACCAAACUAGCAAGGUGCUUCAGGAUUGGCUGGAAGGUGUGUGGCCAUUGUACAACACGGUGGAGUGGAUCGCACAGGAGACACCCAGCUGGUAUCCGGAAGAGACUGGUCCUAAGCAGUGGCCCAAGGAACGUUACGAGCAUGUUAUGAGGCUGAGACAGGAGGCUCUGGACUACGCACGGAGGAACAAUGCAGAUUAUAUUUUGUACACAGAUGCCGACAAUGUUCUGUCCAAUGAGAAUACAUUGCAGCUGCUUAUGGCUGAGAAUAAAACUCUGAUCGCUCCCAUGUUGGAUUCACAGACUGGAUAUUCCAACUUUUGGUGCGGAAUAACCCCUCAGGGUUUUUACCGCCGGACACCUGAUUAUUAUCCAACUGUGAACCGGCAGCGCACAGGCUGUUUUCCAGUACCCAUGGUUCACUCCACAUUCCUUGUGGAUCUUCGAAGGGAGGAGAGUCACCGCUUGGCUUUUUACCCUCCUCACGUCAACUACACCUGGACCUUUGAUGACAUCAUCGUGUUUGCUUACUCAUGUUUAGCAGAAGGAGUACAAGGCUAUGUGUGUAACAACCACCACUACGGUUACAUCAAUGUUCCGGCUCAGCCACAUCAAGAAAUGGAGGACGACCAUCUAAACUUUGUGCACCUUAUGCUGGAAGCCAUGGCAGUUGAAGGUGUCACGUUCCUUCCUUCUGAGUUUGUUCCUGCCCCACAAAGGAACCCCGACAAGAUGGGGUUUGAUGAGAUAUUCCUGAUUAACUUGCUACGUCGUCCUGAGAAACGGGAGAGAAUGCUACACUCCCUGCAUCAACAGGAGAUAUCGUGUCGAGUUCUGGAUGCUGUAGAUGGCAGUGCUCUCAACAGCAGUGCUAUUAAACGUAUGGGCAUCAACCUGCUUCCAGGAUAUUAUGACCCAUUCUCUGGCAGAACUCUUACGAAGGGUGAGGUUGGCUGCUUUUUGAGCCAUUUCCAGAUAUGGAAAGAGAUUGCAGAGAACCAGCUCAACGCGACCUUGGUGUUUGAGGAUGAUGUUCGCUUUGGAUCAUUCUUCAAAAGAAAAAUGAUGCGUCUCAUGGACGAUGUCCGCAAAGCUCAGCUCGAUUGGGACCUGAUAUACAUUGGAAGGAAGCAGGUGACUACAGAUCCAGAGGAGCCUGUGGACGAUGUACCAUACUUAGUGGUGGCUGAUUAUUCCUACUGGACUCUGUGCUACAUCAUCUCACUGCAAGGAGCCCUGAAACUGCUGAAUGCUGAGCCGCUGUCCAAAAUGCUCCCAGUUGAUGAAUUUCUACCCAUCAUGUCCGACACACACCCAAAUGAGGAGUACAAGAAGCAUUUUGUGAACCGCAACCUAAAGAUGUACUCCGUGAACCCACUCCUUGUUUAUCCCACCCACUACACCGGGGAGCCCAACUGGUUGAGUGACACGGAGACCUCCACUCUCUGGGAUGAUGAUAACGUGCACACAGAUUGGAGUGGCUCCCAAAAAACCCUCAAGGGCUCCAGGGGGGAGAUUCAGCAUGGUUUACACUCUUCAUCUCAUGAUGAGCUGUGACCUGGAAAAAUUAGAUCAACAGUUGCAACUUUUGACAUCCAUCUGACCUCUUCCUUUUAAUCGUGGAUGAUAAAAAAGGGAUGUAUGCACUAAAUGAACUAACAAGUUAAAGUUUAAGGAAGACUUCACAGUG